GUGCGAUUGAGCUUUAGGUUAUAUCGACGACGGCAAAUCGCAUAUAGUGCGUAUGUAAUUGUCAAUGUAAACACAAAUUGAGGGCUUGUGCAAUGGUUGUGUUGUGAAAUUAUGCAAGUCACUAACUUGAAGUUUUUAAAAUCUUUUGAAUUUUUCUAGAAGGUUACUCUAGUUUAUACCAGUUGGUCUUUCGUUUUCGUGCCGGAAUUUUGUUGAAAGUCGUAAAUGACCUAAACUCAAAAAAUAAUUGGUUUUCUUUUAACAAUUCCUAAUUUUACUUGAGCUAAAGUCAAAUUCUGUAUAAUAAUCAUGUCUUCAGAAUUUGUUAUAGGAUGGGAACUUAUGUUUCAUUCUAUUCAAGAAGAUAUAAAGACAAAAGAAGACAUCUUGGUUGCUCUUAUUCAUUGGGCAUUAAUUAAAUCAAGGUUCCGAUGUAUUGGUUUGGGGGAUGAUAGCACCUUUACUGUAGACGAGCCAGGGAGCGAGCUGCUACCUAAGGGUUGGAACAGCAAAAAUACUUUUGCCAUCAAGUACACUCUGGACAGUCAGUUGUUUGUUCUUAGAGGUCUUUUGGUGGACGAUGAAUUCAUACUCAACCUUGUGAGGGUUGCUGACAAGAACGUGUCUACACUCGCACUGAAACACCAUGAUGUGGUGAAGACAACACAGGGCUCGCUGGAGACAAUAGUGCCGACUUACGCGGACGUGUUCCACUUGUUGAAAAAUGAGUUGAUUGUUCCCCUCAUCAAAACUAGCAGCAAAGAGGCGACCACUCAAACUACGAGCGUAAGGCCACCUGGUGCUCACCAGCCUAACCUCCUCGGCCGCUCACCAAGUGCAGAUAUUGAGUCGCAAAGGAGCAGGUAUGCUGACCCUUUUGGUGUUGGAGGUUCAGACUUGGACCCCUUUGCCCCUCCCGGACAUGGGAAUUUAUUUGAGCCUUUCCACAGAGACCCACUGAGGCCAUUCCCAGAUCCAGGACAAGGAAUUCCUGGGGGUCUUCCGAGAGGAGCAGUUCCACCUGGGGCAAGAUUUGAUCCUUUUGGACCUCCUGACGUAGGCCCUCGUCCAUCCAGGCCCCGUUUUCCCCCUGAUGCUGACCAUCUGCCUCCCCCAGGCUACGAUGAUAUGUUCAUGUAACCUAAGUCAACUAUUAUUAUACUUGUAUUAUAACAUUUUACUCUAACUUAUAUUGUAAUGAAAUGUUUUGUAUCAAGAAAUAUGUUUCUUGUUAAAA
Messenger RNA from Homalodisca vitripennis (glassy-winged sharpshooter), 1237 nucleotides. It is a transcript of the gene PI31, whose product is annotated as proteasome inhibitor PI31 subunit. The transcript has 5 exons. The record is from RefSeq and is a predicted model, not a curated record. Bases 310 to 1140 code for a protein of 276 amino acids. Gene Ontology annotation, molecular function: endopeptidase inhibitor activity; proteasome binding. Gene Ontology annotation, biological process: proteasome-mediated ubiquitin-dependent protein catabolic process. Lineage: Eukaryota; Metazoa; Arthropoda; Insecta; Hemiptera; Cicadellidae.